CUGACCUAAUGUGACCUUCUUUCAAGAUUGAUUAUAUAAAUAUACAUAAUAGUGUUUUUCAUUUAGGAAAUAAUGAAUGUAACAUCUUUUUACUGCAAUUGAAGCCAAGUAGAUCAUCGUGAUACAGUCGUGCAACUUUCUUUUUAUGGUCAUCUUGGUACACAAGGGCAUUAUCUAUGUUUUUGACGAAAUCUAACCAAAGGUGUAUUGAGGAUCACCCCACGUGAUCUCUGGUCAACAGGCUGUGAUACAUAAAGAAACCAGUAAAAAUUAUUCAUAAAUAAAAUCUACGAUACAUACCAAAGAACGCUGUUUAGUUCUAUUGUAAACAACAACUGAUACCCAUGAAUUCAUACUCUGCACUUUCCCGCACAGCAAAAUGUCAAAAAAAUCUCUUUUAAGCUUUUUUUACUUUCUUUUCUCUCUCUUUCUUAGAAUUAUGCCCUCCACUUCCUUGUCAGUAACGUCAGAUGAUACUACAAAAUACAUCAUUGGUAUUUGUGCUAUGGAUAAAAAAGCAAGAUCCAAGCCUAUGCGAUAUAUAUUGAAUAGACUACUUGCUUGCGGAAAUUUUGAAAUUAUUAUUUUUGGUGACAAGACUAUAUUGGAUGAAGACGUAGAGAACUGGCCGGGUUGUGAUUUUCUGAUAUGUUUUUUUUCCUAUGGAUUCCCACUUGAUAAAGCCAUCAGAUAUUGGAAGCUCCGUCAACCGUUUAUUGUCAAUGACAUUUGUAUGCAGUCACUUUUAUGGGACCGUCGAAUUGUCCUUGCCAUUCUUGAUGCUGUCGGUGUACCAACACCACCACGUCUUGUCAUUUCUCGCGACGGUGGUGCCAAAAUAGAUCCUGAUGCAGCAAAGGCAUUUUAUGAAAGGACGGGUAUGGAUAUACAUCGCGUUUUGGAAAAAUAUAUGAAGAAUACGACAGACUAUUCUAUUUCCGAAGACAGUAUUGAAGUAGAAGGCACGACGCUCAAAAAGACAUUUCUCGAAAAACCUGUGGAUAGUGAAGACCAUAACAUCAACAUUUAUUAUUCAAAGGAGCAAGGUGGAGGUGGAAGAAGAUUGUUCAGAAAGGUUGGUAACAAAUCAAGUGAGUUUGAUCCAGAUUUAAGUAUCCCCGCUCAAGAUGGAUCAUGGAUUUAUGAACAAUUGAUGCCAACAGAAAAUAGCGAAGAUGUUAAAGUGUAUACAGUCGGUUCAACUUAUGUUCAUGCUGAAACCAGAAAGUCUCCUACUGUGGAUGGACUAGUGAAGCGAAAUACAGAGGGUAAAGAAAUUAGAUAUGUUGCCGAAUUAACAGAAGAAGAAAAAAAUAUUUCGGCCAAGAUAUCAGCAGCAUUUGGACAGAUGAUCUGUGGCUUCGAUAUGUUGCGCGUACAGGGAAAGUCUUAUGUCAUUGACGUCAAUGGUUGGAGCUUUGUAAAAGGAAAUGAGCAUUAUUAUGACGAAUGCUCCAAGAGAUUAAGCGAUGCUUUUCUUCGAUCUGUACAAAGACGUCCAUCGACGACCAUACAUGAUAUUCCUCGUGGUAUUGCCCCGGAAAAUUCUUGGAGAUUAAAGGGCUUUGCUGCCGUGUUCCGUCAUGCUGAUCGUACGCCAAAGAAUAAGCAUAAAAUUUCCCUUAUUGCUCAGCCCUUUGUUGAACUGUUGGGAGGAAGCACUCAAGAGGUCGUGUUUCGUCAAAAACAUCAGCUACAGUUAGUUCUCAAUGCGAUCAAUAAGUGUUUGGAACUUAAAUUGGAACAGGAAAGUAAACUGUUGGCCCUGAAAGAAAUACUCGAAAGGAAAUGCGAACUUCCGGGCACCAAAGUACAGGUCAAGCCUAUUUUCGAUAAAGAAUCUAAUAAGCUGCGAAAGUUGCAGGUGAAUGUCAAGUGGGGUGGCGAAUUUACCCAUGCCGGUUUACACCAGUCAAGAGACUUGGGUGAAAAUCUGCGAAAGGAUAUCAACAUAUUAAACAAGCAUUUGUAUGAGGACGUAAAGAUAUGGAGUAGUUCAGAACGAAGAGUUCGUGCUACUGCCGACGUGUUUGCUCGAUAUUUCCUUGGACAGCCAGAAUCGAUUGAAGGGGUCAUUUCUGAGAGCAAGUACUUGCUUGACGACAGUAACGCAGCAAAAGAGCAAAUGGAUUCUGUAAAGAAACAACUAAAGUACCUUCUUCGUCCUGGUUAUGAAAUAUCACCUGUUUUACUUGCACAGACAAACUGGCCUUCUAGUCUUCCUCAACCCCACGUUGUCUUGCAAGAAGUAUCCAACACGAUGGCUCGACUAAGAAAUAUCAUGAGGCUCAACUGGGCUACCAAGGACGUCGAUCAAUUACAGCGUCGCUGGUGUUGUUUUGAAUCGCCUAACCUGUUUAAAGAGCGCUGGGAAAAGAUGUUUAACAAUUUUUGCCAGGAUUCGACAACAACUGACAGCAGUGAUAAUCUAUCAGAUGCAAAGAAGGAAGGCUCAUUUUGGCCAGACCCAUCUGGUAUUCCUGAACUUUAUGACUCACUCAAGUAUGAUGCCCUACAUAACCGUCAGUUCUUGGAGGCCAUCUUUAGUGAUCCCGAAGCAAUGUCGACACCACUCUCAUCAAGCCCAGUGGCCAGUCCAGAUAGUCCACAUGAUUCCCACAGUAUCAAACACAAAGAGUUUUGUAAUAACGAUCUUCGAAACCUCUAUACAUACGUACGAGAGCUGUUCAAUUUCGUUGCGCCUCAGGAAUAUGGCAUUAGUGAAAAAGAAAAGAAGACCAUUGGAAUGCUCAUUGGUUUACCUUUACUGAAGAGUAUUUUGGGUGACCUUGAAGAGUUUAAAAAUUCGGAUAAGCCAAAGACAAGACUGUAUUUCACAAAAGAAUCCCACGUUCAUGCACUCUUGAACUUGGUCUAUCUCUCUGGCCUGCCUACAAGAUUUCCUAGGCCAAUUUUGCCUGAACUGGACUUCUUGACACAAAUAACAUUUGAAUUAUACGAAAGAAAUCGACAUGAUGGCACAGAGAGAGAAUAUUCACUUCGUAUAGCAUUCAGUCCAGGUGCACACUAUGAUUCUGUUCUUGAUCUCCACAUGGAUGCUGAACAUUGUUUAAAAGUUGCUCCCAGAAAGAAUUUAAUUCCACAUUUGUCUCUUGACGAAGUGCUUCAGUAUUACAAAACUGCUUACUUGCGAAUUCCCGAGUUACAUGCCAUCGAACAACAAAUAGAUGAAGAAAAACUAUACUAUGCUCAAGAAGACAACCAGUAAUUUACUAAUCUGUACACACAUAUAUAUACAUAUAUACAACUAUACAACAUAUAAUUUCAUAGACAUCACACACACAGACACAUCCUCCCUUCCACAUAAUCUAUUAUACGCACUGUAUCCAAUAAAGUAUUCCUCUCCCCUUUUUUUCCCCAAAACCAAGCUGCUAUCAUUGCAAACGUCUCUUUUAUUGUAAAAAUAAGAAACAGGUCACAACCAGAAAAUAUGCGGCAAGCUGCUUAUCGGUUGG
Rhizopus microsporus ATCC 52813 is the source of this 3476-nucleotide messenger RNA. RefSeq lists its product as uncharacterized. Gene Ontology annotation, biological process: inositol phosphate biosynthetic process; inositol metabolic process. Lineage: Eukaryota; Fungi; Mucoromycota; Mucoromycetes; Mucorales; Rhizopodaceae. The transcript is spliced from 11 exons. The coding region runs from base 380 to 3229 and encodes 949 amino acids. The record is from RefSeq and is a predicted model, not a curated record. Gene Ontology annotation, cellular component: cytosol. Gene Ontology annotation, molecular function: inositol hexakisphosphate kinase activity; diphosphoinositol pentakisphosphate kinase activity; 5-diphosphoinositol pentakisphosphate 1-kinase activity.